GCUAGGGUCCCAUCCAACUGAAUAGAAAAUCGCACCUCUGAUCGCAAGCUCAUUAGGUUCGUAGUUCGUAUCUAGGCCAAUAGAAACUGGCACUGAGCUUCACAUUAUUUGAGGCUGGAGCCAUGAAGUUCAAAGUCAAUGCCAAAUUACUCCCUGUGAAGGCAUGCUACUUCUUCUUUUUUGGAGCGCUCAGACAGUCAGCUGUCGCCUCAGCUGCGACGACGCGACGCUCAUGAAGGCGCUCGACGCCAAAGCGGUCGACACGGGCGCCUACUAUCGCACCAGCCAGUUCUGGUUGAUGGUCUUGUUCCUGGUGCUGGCAUGGGUGGGCACCUCGCUGAGCGUGCCGCUGGCGGACUCCAUCGCCUUCAAGCUGCUCGACGAUCCGGCUCGGUACGGCUACCAGCGCGUCUGGGGAUCGAUCGGCUGGGGUGCCUUCAGCUUCCUGUCUGGCUACCUGGUGGACGUGGCCAGCGCGGGCCGCCACGCCAAGGACUACUCCCACGCCUUCUACCUGCUCGUCGGACUCAUGGUGCUGAACAUCAUAGUGUGCACGCGGCUGCGGUGUCGUCUCUGA
Messenger RNA from Pollicipes pollicipes, 577 nucleotides. Its product is annotated as major facilitator superfamily domain-containing protein 6-A-like. NCBI's taxonomy places the organism in Eukaryota, Metazoa, Arthropoda, Thecostraca, Pollicipedomorpha, Pollicipedidae. Gene Ontology annotation, cellular component: membrane. Bases 164 to 577 code for a protein of 137 amino acids. The record is from RefSeq and is a predicted model, not a curated record. The transcript has 5 exons.